Molecule: messenger RNA, 471 nt
Organism: Magnolia sinica
Lineage: Eukaryota; Viridiplantae; Streptophyta; Magnoliopsida; Magnoliales; Magnoliaceae
Product: probable LRR receptor-like serine/threonine-protein kinase At1g56130
Exons: 3
Coding region: 76-417 (113 amino acids)
Source: RefSeq, a predicted model, not a curated record
AGGGUGAUCAAGAGCAUUUGGGUUUAUUUCCUUAUCUCUCAGCUAUCUGAUACAGAAAGAACUUCUCAUAGAAAUAUGAAGUUGAUACCAAAAUCUCCAUCUUAUAAAUUACUUGUCUUUUGCUUUGCUUGUAUACAUCUCUUGUAUUUGUUAGAGAGGUCCACAGCUCAAUCUACAACUAAUACUACAACAGACCCAUCUGAUGUGGCCGCUUUGAACUCUAUCCUUCAGGAAUUGGGUGUGUCCGGGUUGCGUGGUGAACCAUGCAGUGGGGCCGCCGUUAAUGAUUCCAAGACCAUCGACGAUCAGGACAUGAACCCCGCAAUCAAAUGCCUGUGCAAGUUCAACAAUGGGACCACCUGCCACAUAACAGAGAUGUUGGAGGAUGGAGCCUGCUGGAUGAAGUCUAAAUCAUGAUGAAUUGACAAGAUGGUCCCUAUCACCAUACUAGGUAUUGAUUUUUGAAUGGAU